Molecule: messenger RNA, 2792 nt
Organism: Fopius arisanus
Lineage: Eukaryota; Metazoa; Arthropoda; Insecta; Hymenoptera; Braconidae
Gene: Vps16A
Product: vacuolar protein sorting 16
Exons: 4
Coding region: 162-2669 (835 amino acids)
Biological process (GO): endosomal transport; intracellular protein transport; vacuole fusion, non-autophagic
Cellular component (GO): cytoplasm; HOPS complex; endosome
Molecular function (GO): actin binding
Source: RefSeq, a predicted model, not a curated record
UUGGAUUCGUUUUUUUAAUUCAGAACUGUCGAACGCUGGAAUGCUGGAGCCACGGAUUUAGUCUUGUGUCACGUCCAUCACUGGAGGAGCUGUCAAGCACUCCUAACCAAAAAAAAUCACGAAGAUGAUAUUAUUUUGAAGUAUUUCAAAUCGAAAUCGUCAUGUCUGUGAUGUUAACUGCAGACUGGUUUCCCCUAGGGAGAGACACGUACUUCAGAAAAUUCGAGCUGUACCCCCUGGAGUUCCAGCGAGAGGUGAUCCAUGAAAACCUGGUGGUGCCCUCGCCGUACGGAGGUACCAUAGCCAUCACUCGAAACCCCAGGAAAUUCGUGAAAAUCCAGGGCUCGACGAAGCCGAUAGUCUCCCUUUACUUUUCCUCGGGUAAGCUCUUUUCAAAAUUCACCUGGAACAGUGGACAGCUGGUGGAUCUGGGAUGGUCCCACCAGGAGGAGCUCCUGUGCGUUCAGGAUGACGGGAAGAUCCUCCUUUAUGAUCUCUUUGGGGUGUACCAACGCUCCUUCGACAUGGGAAACGAAGCCAAGAAUACAAAAGUCAUCGACUGCAAGUUCUUCACGACAGUGAGUGGCACUGGAAUAGCAGUUUUGACAUCCACCAAUGCAAUUUUUCUUGUUAAUAAUAUAUCGGAGCCUAAAGUACGUCAACUCCCGGAGAUUCCGAAGCUAGGAGGUCCCAUAGACUCCUGGGUAGUGAUCAGGCACGAGAGACAGAGUCAGGUAAUCGUCUCGAAUCAGAAUGGAAUUUAUCAGGUGCACCACAUGGGCAAAACCCCAGCUCCCAUUCCGUUCUCAGCCCUCUUCAACUCCAAAGUCUCCAAUGUCAGGGCAAUGGCUGUUUCAGCUAGCCAUCAGCAUAUUGCACUUCUCGGAGAUACUGGACACCUCUGGCUGGGCUCGUCAGACCUGAAGAACAAGUACACCGAGGUCCAGACAAGCCUCACCGACCCCUCAACCUCGAUCUCCUGGUGUGGAGUCGAGGCUGUUGUCUGUAUUUUCAAUUCUACUCUCUUGAUUGCUGGAAGAAGUGGAGAUACUAUUGUCUAUUCUUACGAUUCAUCUCUCCACCUGAUCUCCGAGGUUGACGGCGUGAGGAUCAUCUCUGGGAGCAGUCACGAGAUGAUCCAGAAAGUUCCCAAUGUCGUGCAGAGAAUCUUCAGGAUAAAUUCAACAGAUCCUGCCUCUUAUCUUCUCGAGGCAUCCAGGCAGUUCCAGAAGAGGAGUCACAAGGCUGAUAGUUAUAUUGAUCUCGUCAAGGACAAAUUGGAUUCUGCCAUCAAGGACUGCGUCAAUGCAGCGAGCCACGAAUUCAAUCCAGACACCCAAAAGCUCCUGAUGAGAGCAGCAAAAUUUGGAAAGGGUUUCUCAAAGACUAUCAAUCCAGAGAGGUACGUCACGAUGUGCAGAAUUCUUCGGGUUCUCAAUGCUGUUCGUCAUCCAGCCAUUGGAAUUCCCCUGACAUUCACUCAAUUGGAUAUGCUGACUCCUCAGGUACUCCUGGACAGACUAGUUGUCAGGAGACAUUAUUAUUUGAGUAUUCAGAUAGCGAAACAUCUGCAGAUGCCUGAGGUAGAUGGAGAGAGCAGAAUAUUGGCGCACUGGGCCUGUUACAAGGUCAAGCAGACUGUUCUUGAUAAAGAACAGAUUGCAGAGGAAAUAGCUGCGAAAUUGGGGUACGCCCCGGGGGUUUCUUAUUCGGAUAUUGCGCAGAAAGCGGCUGACUGUGGGAGAAAGCAAUUGGCCAUCAAACUCAUUGAUUAUGAACCUCGGGCUCAGCUCCAGGUGCCGCUACUUCUGAAGCUUGGGGUCGAACAGGCUGCCCUGGACAAGGCUGUGGAGAGUGGAAAUACCGAUCUAGUUUAUACUGUUAUUCUGUAUUUCCAGAAGAAUAUGUCUCUUGCUAAUUUUGAAAUGUCCAUCAAACAUUGUCCUCUGGCUAUGAGUCUUUAUGUCAAGUAUUGCCAGAGUCAUAACAGGGAGGCGUUACUGGAUAUUUAUGUCAUGCAUGAUGACUUUCAUGCUCAGGCUUUGUGGUACAUCAAAGAGAGUUACAAUCCAAAGAAUAUUCAAACUCGUGAGGCACUUCUUAAAAAUGCACAGGAAAAAUUAAAAAUGGGAAGAUUCGACAUGAAUGCUGCGUUGACUGAGGAGCAAGUGAAAUUGCUGAAGCAUCAGAGAUCUCUGGAGGACACCCUCAGGGAGCAGAUCGUUGGAAAAUCUGUCCACGACACUGUCAAGCUACUAUUGCUGCAGAAUGAAAUAAAAUUGGCUGAGAAUUUGAGGUCCGAGUAUAAAAUACCAGACAGACGGUACUGGUGGCUGAGGAUUCAAUGUCUCGCUGAAAAGGGACUCUGGAGUGACCUCGAGAAAUUUUCCAAGGGUAAAAAAUCACCGAUUGGAUACGAGCCAUUCAUUGAUGAGUGCCUGAAAUACGGAAGCAGAUUGGAGGCGAAAAAAUAUUUACCGAGAGUUAAAGAUGAAUUGAAGAUCAAGUACUUUGCAAAAAUGGGGAUGUUGUCAGAAGCUGCUCAGACAGCAUUCGAGCAAAAAGACUCAUCAGCUCUAUCAUUUGUGCUAGCCCAAUGCAGUUCCUCGGAUCGUCCCCUCGCAGAGAAAAUCAAUGGAAUGAUCACUAGUCUGAGGAAUGGAAAAUAAAUAAUAAUGAAUUAAAAAAAAUAUUACUCCAGAUAAAAUCCCUUUACAAUAGAAAUUCUUCAUAUGAAUUUUGUACAUAAUUAUUUAAUAGGUGUACUGAAAUAAAAUUAAUCAUUUAAAUAA